GCCGCCAUAUUGAAGCUUACAUUUUAUAAACUCUGUUAGUUUUUCAACUAUAAAUUAAAAUCAUGACGACUACGAAAAUAGAUCAAAAAGCAUACUUACAGAAGUACCUCACAGGUUCCUCUGGAGACAAAAAGAAAAAGAAGAAGAAGAAGGCCCCCAAACCUACUGGCUUAAAAAUCAUCGAUGAUGAUUUAGACUACUCCAAACUUCGUUCCCUUGACGGUGAUGAGCUGGAUAUCCUAGACCAGGGCGAAGACGCGCCUCAGAUAGCUGGAAUAAUCGAUGAGCGCCCCGAGGAGGUGAUCAAGGCCGAGGAGUACAGCAACCGGAGCUCCAAAUGGAGAGUUAUUACGCAGGAUGAUGGCUUCAACAGCAAACUAAAAAUUGAAGAGAUUACAAAAGACAAGAAACAAAAAGAGAAAGAAAAUGAAAUUAUCUUUGGAAAAAUGUACAGUGACUCGGAAGAUGAAGAAAAGAAGGGUUCUGAUGCAUCACCUCCAAGAAAAUCUACCAACUCCAAACAAAAGCCUGACAUAAGUAAAAAACCACAAAAUAAUAGUGACAGUGAUUUUAGUCCUCCUAGAAAGAACAGUAAGAGAUCACCUCCACCAAAAACUACUAAAAGUAAAAAAGAUUAUGAUUCAGAUGUUUCUCCUGUUAGGAAAUCUAGCAGUUCACAUCAGAAGUCUCAUAAAAGUAAAAAUCGCCAAGAUAAUAGCGACUCUGACUUCAGUCCACCUAGAAAGGAUAGCAGGACUUCUUCACCGCCCAGAAAAGCAUCUUCAAGUAAAAAUAACUAUGACUCAGAAGUAUCACAGCCUAGAAAACAUGACAGUAGAAACCAAUCUAGAGAGAAAACUAAGAAACCCAGCCGCUGGGGUGGCUAUGACGAAUCUAGAGAAAAAGAAUCUUCUAAAUCUAGAAGAAAAUCGCCAGAAUCAGACAUUCCAGUCCCAAGAAAGUCUAGAAAAUACUCAUCAGAUGCAUCACCUCCUAGAAAGACAAAUUCUUCAUCAAAACGCAGGAAAUCUCCAAGCGAAGAUCCAUUGCCUCCGCGUUGGAAAAAGAAUUACGAUUCCGACCAAUCACCUCCAAGGAAGUCCAGAAAAGACUCUCCAAAGCGACGGAAAUCACCAGACUCAGACGCUUCACCACCUCGGAAAAGAAGAUCUUCAAUUGACAAACAUAAAGAUCAAAGAUCACAGAAAAGGCGUCAAUCAUCGGACUCUGAUAUGUCACCGCCACGGAAGAACCAAAGGCAUAGAGCCCCAUCACAAGACAGUGACGCUUCGCCACCACGGAAAAACAGAAGACCAGAAUCUCCACAAAGAAUAGAUAAAAACAGUAGAAGAAGAAAUGAUGACAGUCCACCACCUUCAAAUAAAAAGAUGGAGAAAACUCUAGAUGGAAAGCUGGCUGGUCUGCAAGACGCUGGCAUGUUGAGGAAGGAGAAUGAGGCUUUCAGGAGAAGGGAAGAUGAGGUGUUUAGCAAAAUGACGGAUGAUGUUUCGGGGAGGAAUGCUCAAGUGGUGUCUAGAAAGACUGGUAAGAAGAGAGAAACAUCAGAGGAAAGGAGACAGCAGCAAGAGAAGGCAGAAAAACAGAAAGUUAUAGAUGACUUGUACAAGAAAUGGGGCAAGGGUCUAAAACAAAUAGAACAGCAAGAGUCCCGCUACCAAGACUUCGUGCACGAGGCAGCCAAGCCGCUCGCCCGACACAGAGACGAUAAAGAUUUAGAGUCAACGCUGAAAGAUGUGGAGAGAGACGGAGACCCGAUGUUAGCGUACAUUAGAGAGAAGAAGCGGGAUAGAGGGGAGUUGCCGCCUGAGCUGCCAACCUACAAAGGCAAUUUCCCGCCAAACCGCUUCAACAUCCGCCCCGGCUUCCGGUGGGACGGGGUCGAUCGCUCCAACGGAUAUGAAACCAAAUACUUCGACACACAGAGUAAGAAGAAAGCUCAGGCCGACGAAUACUACAAAUGGAGUUCUGCGGACAUGUGAAUUUAAGAAAAAAGUUAAUGUUGGCGCCAUUUUGAAUUUGAGCUGUCAGUGUCAAAAUUAGUGGUUGUAUUUGGAUAGUACAGUCAGCUACAUAAGGACUUAACAUUUUCCUUUUUAUUCAAACAUGUACGGUUUUUUAGUUUGACAAUAUGAAAUAGUGCAAAAUGACAGUACUGUUAAUUGAAUUGU
This is a messenger RNA of Plutella xylostella (diamondback moth), 2189 nucleotides long. RefSeq lists its product as uncharacterized. The record is from RefSeq and is a predicted model, not a curated record. Gene Ontology annotation, cellular component: U2-type spliceosomal complex; RES complex. Lineage: Eukaryota; Metazoa; Arthropoda; Insecta; Lepidoptera; Plutellidae. Gene Ontology annotation, molecular function: RNA binding. Gene Ontology annotation, biological process: mRNA splicing, via spliceosome.